Rhipicephalus sanguineus (brown dog tick) is the source of this 3700-nucleotide messenger RNA. RefSeq lists its product as uncharacterized. Gene Ontology annotation, cellular component: sodium:potassium-exchanging ATPase complex. The coding region runs from base 217 to 1230 and encodes 337 amino acids. Gene Ontology annotation, molecular function: ATPase activator activity. The record is from RefSeq and is a predicted model, not a curated record. Lineage: Eukaryota; Metazoa; Arthropoda; Arachnida; Ixodida; Ixodidae. The transcript is spliced from 2 exons. Gene Ontology annotation, biological process: sodium ion export across plasma membrane; intracellular sodium ion homeostasis; potassium ion import across plasma membrane.
UCGCGUGCCGGUCGCGCGCGCGAUCUUUCACAAAGAGCGGCAGCUGACGCGCGCCGAGCCACAAGUCGAGUUGUGAACGUGCGUUCGCCGAAAACCGCAUGAAUCCGCGCAGCCGCUACAGUACCGGUGUCAGUCGCGCUGCUUGCCGAAGUUCAUUGCUUGGUGCGGUGUUGACAGGCUUGCGGACGGCGAGCCGCCCCUUGGAGUUACUCAGUCAUGAAUGAGCCGGUUAAGAAGAGCUACCUGCCCGUCGUGCAUAAGUGCCCGUGCCUGAAGAGCCACCCCGUGGUCAUGCCGCGUUCGUUCCCGGAGGAAGUGCACCAGCUGCGCUGCCAGGAGAGCGCCGAGGCGGGCACGGUCUCCAAUCUGAAGUUGCACGUAGGCAAACUGUUCCGGUCUUCGUCGGCGACGACCGCCAACGGUGCCGCGCCACCCAGCCCGUCGCCGCCCUCCAGCCAGACGUCCAUACCGCCCUGGAACCCGGCCAGGCGCAUCGUCACCUUCGUCUGUCUCGUGUCGCUCAUCUGCACCGCCAUCAUCGUCGCCGUCGUGGUCGCGGCCGUCCUCCUGUCGCGCCACAUCGCGCACCCGUCGCGGCAGCAGCAGCGUUACCGGCGGCUCAUGUCUGACGUCGCUGUAGACGUGGUGCCCAAGCCUCAGGACCUCGUCGACCGCACCAACACUAUCGUAGUGCACCGCAAGAACCCGACCGCGUGGCAGUCCCAGUCGCGUCAGCUGCGCUCGCUGCUGGACAGCUACGCCACUGAAGGCGGCGCCGGCUCCCGCUGCGAGCCCGGCGGCCGUUGUCCCUUCCCUGUGGGCUUGGUCAGCGACAACUGCAGCGCGGCGGACUUCUUCGGCUACCGGGAAGGCGCCCCUUGCGUUGCCCUCGUCUUCCGCCGCGCCCCGGACUGGACGCCGCAGCCACUGGCGCCCUCGGACCUCGCGUCACCCGCGGUGCCGGACGAAGUGCGUGAGGGCUACGACCCGGGUCUGCUGUACGUGACCUGCAAGAGCGAGCACAUCAGCAGGGACAUCGACAUCCGCUACUCGCCCUACCACGGGUUCCCACUUCGCUUCUUCCCGGCCACCCGGCACCCGCCGAUGUUGAUGCUGCACUUCCCCAACCCGCCGCUUCGCACCGAGAUAUGGGUCACCUGUCGCUUCUGGGCCAAGAAUCUCGACCAGUCCAGCAAUGGGAAGGUGACCUUCAAGCUUCUCGUCAUGUGAGUCCGCACGACGAAUAGUGUGAAUCUGGUGAGAGUUGAACGAUACCAUCCGCACCACUCCUCUCCACGUGGAGGACGGAGCCGUGGACAUGGUCCAUGGAGCGAUCACGUACCGGCCAUUGCUCAGAAGACCGUCGGGCUCUCCGUUUACCUCGGCAAGGACCAGUUCUAGACUUCUUGGUGCGUUGACGUGCGCGAGCUGUGAUCCUCCCGGAAGGUCAUGCGCGUCAGGACGCGAAUCUGCUCCUGCUGCUGAUGAAAGUGGCUCGUGGUCCCUGACGCGCUUGUGUAAAAAAGCGAGAAUCGAUGUUUACGCGGCUGCGUUGACGAUGUGGACAGUUACACUCAAGUGCCGAUACCCGUGCAUCGCACCCUUUAUCACUGGAUUCUGUCAAUGAACAGUCACUUGCGUUUUGUUCAUGUCAUCCUCAAGCAUUGCUUGCCGUUGCGGGGACUAAAGACGUUCUUGCUCGUGAACAAUACGGAAUGUGCGCACGAAUGUGUUGCAGUGCGUACGAAGUGCAAAAGCAUAACGCGUGUAGUCGUACUUUCAAACGCUCUAAAUGGCGCAUGUCUGCGAAGCAGAGGUUGCCCCAUUACCGUGUUUGUGUCUUUGCGUGACAGCGGCGUUUCUUGCUUUCUUUUAUUUAUUUAUUUUUCUCUGUCUUACGAAGGCGACUGCCCGUGCAGAAGAGAUACAUACAGAAGCAAAGCUUGGUAAAACAAUUUUCGAAAAUCACAGCCGCUAUUCCAGACAACGUCAUUCGCCCAAAACUGCCAAUGUGGAUUAUUUUUCUCGCUCAUUGCGACAGGCAUCACGCAGGCAUACGUCGAGGUAUCCCGAAGUUGAAGCAUGCUAGCACGGAUACCCCUACGCAUAUGUUGAAUAUCUCAAUCUUUCUUUGUUAAUUUAUUACAAGCGUUGUUCUGUUGAUUGUAGAUUAUGGCUGUGUAUUUUCUUUUUGGCGCGAUGCCAAUGUAAAUAUACCUUCUUAGUUUUCCUACGUCUUCAGACGUAUCUCGAGUGGCCGAGCUCAUUGUCUGAACCGCACAAUGCUGUAGGAACCAGCAGUGGAGGCACGGAACGUAUAUGUCUCCACAUCACAACACGGCGCCUUGAAGCGUCCCUGUGUUCGGUACAACUUCCACGACGUGAAUUCAGUUUGCGAGAGGUAACAAUAUCCGUGGCUGCAGGCGUGGUGAAGCCGUGCACGCUAUUUUUGUACGAAAAUGGGACCUAGUGAACGCACAGAAAAAAUUCUUACAUAUUCUAGUUUCCCUGCCGCAGUUUGUCACGAUUUUCUUUCCACUAAGCGUUCACAUUUCUACGCAUUCGUCGCCGUCAUUUGUCGUACACCGUUCACUGCAAGUGGUCCUAACUGCCUGUGCCUUGAAGGCCCGCCCAGUGAGUGUAAAAGCGCACCCGUCGUCACACUCUUCACUUGUACAUGUCUUUGUUAGCGAGAUGACCAAACUUUAUAAGAAAAAAAAAAAAACAUUUAUUUGCUCUUGAACUUACCCAGGAGUCGCAUAGAUGUUGCUCCCUAAUUUAAGAAAUUUCUCAAUAGAAAGCUCUUAUUAAGCUCAAUGAUGAUGAGAGUGAUGUUGAUGAACACCCGUUCACUUACAUUUAAGUGCACGUUAAAGAACCACAGGUGGUCAAAUUUAAUUCGGAGUCCUCAGUACGGCGUGACUCACGAUAAUAUUGUAGUUUUUUGCUCAUAAAGUUCCCGAAAUUAGGAUGGUGAUUGUGAUUAUGGAUAUGUGAUCGUCGUCUUGGAAACGUGAUGGUGGCACGAUCGUUCUUCAAAGUGUUGCCGUGCAUUUCAGUCACUAAAUAUAUAACUAGGAAAGCGCAGCGCUGUCUACCGUGUGAAGAAAACGCUGCCCAUCUUCAGUGAAUUAUGCGAGAAUGAGUUGAAGGAGAAACAUGCAUUCACUAUAAUGAUUCGAUUCAUAGCCAUGCGAUUUGUUAGUCACUCCUUCCACAGCUACAAAGCGCUCCGUAAUUUACGAUCUUUCUCUGAGGUAAACCGACUUAAAUCCCGUUAGUAAGGUUCAUGCUGUUCUUCCGUAAUAUAGUUGUGCUGAUUUUGUAUGUCUCGGAUGUCGCGAACAACAUGUUUACGAACGCUGUAUACUUUGUUUCCUUGACUGCAUUGUUCUAAUACGGAGUUAAUAGCGGCUUUAGGUUCAUCAGUGCGGCUUAUUCCUUUUACUUCUGUGCACUGUGCUGGAGGACCACGCGUUGUUUCUCUGGAAAUGAUUGUUGUGAAUCUAGUCCUGGUUGACGAGAAACGCACCUGUGUAUAAUGUUGGUGAAAGCGGCAUUAGCGCAUGCGCAGCGCUGUUGUACAAAGAGGAAAAAAGUUCACCAUACGUAUACAUAUUACGUGUCUUCUGCCAAGUGCUGUACUCGUUAAAUCAUUUAUUGUUUUUAAGAGCAAUAAAAUAAACUUUACAAUAAAAAA